CAAGUAUCAAGCACAUACGGCCACAGUCAGCUGAAAACUGGGCAUCCCGUCCGCUCUGCCAUACAUAAGCAGUUGAACGGCAGAUUAGUACUACGGUGGGUGACCACGUGGGAAUCCCUGCUGCUGUAUGUUUUGUGUUUUCGUUUUGCUCUAUAUCGCCCAUGUGUGAGCUUCGACAAUCGCUGCCUUGGUUAUUGCUCUUUUGCUGCUUGUUGGUCGUGUCUUCUAUGGGAACUUGAUGUCAAAGCCUCUCGUGACCGGUGGGAAGCAGUUUCUGCUUUUGGCAAACGCAAUGGCUGCUAG
This is a messenger RNA of Aureobasidium namibiae CBS 147.97, 303 nucleotides long. RefSeq lists its product as uncharacterized. The annotation marks the transcript as partial. NCBI's taxonomy places the organism in Eukaryota, Fungi, Ascomycota, Dothideomycetes, Dothideales, Saccotheciaceae. The record is from RefSeq and is a predicted model, not a curated record. The transcript has a single exon.